AUGCCAAAAGAUUUCGAUCUGGAUUAUGAAAAUAUUGAUAUUCAUACUUGUCGUACAAAUGAAGAGCUGGAUGAAUGCGUUCGUCUUCAACAACGAGUGUGGCAAUUUAACAAUCUUGAUACCGUGCCACGUCGAGUAUUUCUUGUUUCAGAAAAAAAUGGCGGUGUCGUACUAGGUGCAUAUGCUUCUCGUAACGGAAAACCGCUGCUAGUUGGCUUUAUCUGGGCUUUAUCUGGUGUUCAUGGUGGCGCAAAUGCAGGAGUCUCUCUGUACAUUGAGAUGUUGGCAGUACAUCCUAAUGCACAAAAUCAUGGCAUUGGUCGAAGACUAUUGAAACAGAUGAAAGAGGACAUGCUCUCUCAAAAUGUGAAGAUGGUUAUGGGUACCUUUGAUCCGACUGAUAGCAAAUUGGCUCAUUUAUAUAUCAAUGGUUUCGGCGCCAUAGCAAGGCGCUAUAGUGUUAAUUUCUAUGGUAAGUCUUCAUCGGCCCUUCACACGUUGUCAACAGAUCGGUUACAUGCCGAAUGGUGGCCCAAUUUGGUCCAACCUAAGACACAACAGGAUCCUUUGGUGCAUAAAAACUGUGCGUCAUCAGAAUCCAAUUGUAUUGUGGAAGUUCGUGUACCAGCCGGUAUGGCUCAAUGGAAACGUCUUCGAGAUAAACGAGCUUCGAAAGCGCAGGAAGAUAUUCGUGAGAAACUCACCUCAGCAUUCUCACAAGGUCUUGCUGUGAUAGGAUUUCAACGUGAACCAAAUGGCGAUGGUGUUUAUCAACUCGGACAUUUUUCGCUUGCUGAAAUUGAUACGAAUGUAUAA
Molecule: messenger RNA, 816 nt
Organism: Rotaria sordida
Lineage: Eukaryota; Metazoa; Rotifera; Eurotatoria; Philodinida; Philodinidae
Source: the annotation of a GenBank genome assembly